Molecule: messenger RNA, 610 nt
Organism: Periophthalmus magnuspinnatus
Lineage: Eukaryota; Metazoa; Chordata; Actinopteri; Gobiiformes; Gobiidae
Product: cytochrome c oxidase assembly factor 6 homolog
Exons: 3
Coding region: 194-427 (77 amino acids)
Biological process (GO): respiratory chain complex IV assembly
Cellular component (GO): respiratory chain complex IV; mitochondrion
Source: RefSeq, a predicted model, not a curated record
CACAGAAGCGCAAAGCGCCCUUCAAAUCACUUGUGCAAUACUUUCACGCGUUACAAAAUACUUAUUUUACUAUUACAGGCUGUCUGAUUCAUUAAUGGAGUGACGGUGUGUCACGGGAGAUUCUCUGGGGGAGAAGUAAGUGUGCUUAACCUUAGCCUUAGUACCUGAGUGGAAGGCCUGAAGUCGUACAGUGAUGGCAGCCCCAAACUCAUCUGAGAGAAGAGCCUGCUGGGAUGCAAGGGACCUGCUUUGGAAAUGCAUGGAUGAGCACAAUGACAAUGUUGCAUCGUGUCAACGUUUUCAGAUAGAAUUUGAAGACAAGUGUCCAGCUCAGUGGGUCAAGUAUUUCGCAAAAAGGAGGGACUUUCUAAAAUACAAAGAGAAGAUGCAGACUGAAGGAUUCACUCCUGCUGAAGGGCCAAAAUAGGCUUCAUAACUACUGGACCAGAAGGGGCUGCAGAACUAAUGUAACAACAUUUUGAGAAUGUAUAUUGGUGAUAUUUAUUUGUACAGAGGUGAAAGAAUUGUAUUGACAAACUGCACUUGAUAUUUUAUUACAGCCUUGAAAUAACUGUCACAAGCACCACUCCUCUGUGCUCACAAAGAACAA